Paramecium pentaurelia is the source of this 241-nucleotide messenger RNA. Lineage: Eukaryota; Ciliophora; Oligohymenophorea; Peniculida; Parameciidae. The record is from the annotation of a GenBank genome assembly.
GAUGGCAAAAUAAUGGUUUACCACAUUACCAAGCAACUAUUUUAUGAGACAAUCUAGAAAGGGAGGCAGACGUGAAAUCUUAUUUACAACAAUUGGUAUAUAAUUAGGUUUUGAAUGUUGUUAGCAUUGGGAUUGGCUCAUUUUGGUCUUUUUGAACCUCUAAGAAAUUCAUAUUAUCAAAGAGGUGUUCUUCCAACAUGGGAAAGAUCAGUUGUAAAUGGAUAGCCAUGGACUAUUUGAG